Messenger RNA from Coccinella septempunctata (seven-spotted ladybird), 699 nucleotides. RefSeq lists its product as uncharacterized. Lineage: Eukaryota; Metazoa; Arthropoda; Insecta; Coleoptera; Coccinellidae. The transcript has 2 exons. Gene Ontology annotation, biological process: response to heat; protein refolding. Bases 1 to 699 code for a protein of 232 amino acids. Gene Ontology annotation, molecular function: protein folding chaperone. The record is from RefSeq and is a predicted model, not a curated record.
AUGAUUGAGAAUAACGUGAAUUUAUCAAAUUCGUCGCUCAACAAAAAGAAUCACACCGAAGAAAAUGAUUUCUUUCACAAAUAUAAUUUUCAUGUCAGUCUUCUCGUCUAUCCCUAUGUUUCAGAAGAAAUUGUUGUGAGCGCUGUGGGUCAUAAAGUGCUGGUCGAGGCGAAGCAAAAGAAACCGAAAGUUAUCGAGAAUGGAUCUAAAACUUCUAGUGCUUUUUGGAGGAACUAUUUUGUACCAGAAGAAUACGACAUGACUAGGUUGAAAUACAGGAUUUGGGAUGAUGGGAUGCUGACCAUCAGCGUACCGAGGAAAGAUUCUGCGAACAAUAAUCCUCAUCUUACCGAAGUCCAGCCUAUCAAGAUGUCCUCAACCAACGAAUGUUGCUCCUUCAACGACGACCCAAAUUUCAUCGUCGACGAGAGGCAUGUCAAAAUAAAGAUAAACGUGGAGGGGUACUCCAAAGCCGACAUCCAGGUGAAAACCCGAGGCAACACUAUCCACAUCACUGGCCAAAAAGAUGAGAGCAAAGGGGAUGAGACAGUCACCAAGAAUUUCAACACUUCCUACGAUAUCCCGCCAGGUUACGAUCUACCACAAAUUAGUGCCAGGUUAUCAGAAGGAAUGCUGAUAAUUGAGGUUCCUGUGCAAAGAAGAGACGAUGGAGUUUCCAGAAAAGUCGAUAUACACUGA